This is a messenger RNA of Mytilinidion resinicola, 1710 nucleotides long. Its product is annotated as MFS general substrate transporter. Gene Ontology annotation, biological process: transmembrane transport. Gene Ontology annotation, molecular function: transmembrane transporter activity. The coding region runs from base 1 to 1710 and encodes 569 amino acids. NCBI's taxonomy places the organism in Eukaryota, Fungi, Ascomycota, Dothideomycetes, Mytilinidiales, Mytilinidiaceae. The record is from RefSeq and is a predicted model, not a curated record. The transcript has 3 exons.
AUGGGAUCCCUCCAGACGAACAGCGGCCCCCUCACGCCAACCCUAUCGAAAACCACUAGCGACGCCGAAAAGCCUCAGGAUGUCGACAACGUCGCAGAGAAGGAGAACGAGAGCGGCGGCGCGCCCUCCCCAGAGCCGCCUACGCCUUCCCUAGAGCCUUCUUCACCUGAGCCUGAAAAGCCCCAUGGCCUCCAAAUGAUCCUCAUCAUGUCCGCCGUCCUGAUGACCCAAUUCCUCGUCUCCCUCGACCAGACCAUCGUCGCGACCGCCAUCCCCCGCAUAACCGACGAAUUCCACGGCCUGGACAAGGUCUCCUGGUACGGCUCCGCCUACUUCAUGACCUUCAGCGGCACCCUCCCGUGCUGGGGCAAAGCGCUCGUCUACUUCCGCCUCAAACACAUUUUCCUGCUCGCCCUCUUCGUCUUCGAGCUGGGCAGCCUCAUCUGCGCCGUCGCGCCCAACGCCAACGUGCUGAUCAUCGGCCGCGCCAUCGCCGGGCUCGGCUGCUCCGGCGUCGGGACCGGCGCCUUCCUCUUCGUCGCGCUGGCCGCUGCGCCGCGCCGCCGCGCGAAGCUGCUCGGGCUGGUCAUCUCGACAUACGGGAUUGGGGCGGUGUGCGGCCCGCUCAUCGGCGGCGGGUUCACCGCCAACGUCAGCUGGCGCUGGUGCUUCUACAUCAACCUGCCCAUCGGCGGGCUGGCGGCGCUGUUUACGGUGCUGUCGUUCAACGUGCACGUCGACCCGUUGCCCGCGCGCUUCAGCGAGAAGGUCCUGCAGCUCGACCUCGGCGGCGCGGCGGUGCUGAUGGGCGGCAUCAUCGCGUUUACGCUCGCACUGCAGUACGGCGGGCAGACGAUGGCGUGGGACAGCAGCGUCGUCGUCGGGCUGCUCGUUGGGUUUGUGGCUAUCUUCGCGGCGUUUUUCGCGUGGGAGGUGUGGCAGAGGGAGCGCGCGAUGCUGGUGAUGCGGUUGUGUGCGCAGCGCGCUGUGUGGGUGGGGAGUGCGUUUCAAUUUUUUUAUGGGGCGUCGUAUUUUGUUGGGUUGUAUUACCUGCCUAUUUAUUUUCAGAGUGUGAGGGAUGUCAGCCCGUCGGAUUCCGGGGUCAGGAAUCUGCCGUUGGUGUUGGCGUUUGGGAUUUCGUCGAUUACGGGGGGAUUGGCGCUGUCGAGGUAUGGGUAUGCGGUGCCGAUGAUGGCGGGAGGGUCGUGUUUGGCGACGGUGGCGUGUGGAUGCUUUUAUACGCUUGGUGGGAGCACGACAACGGGGCAGUGGAUUGGGUUCCAGAUACUGGCGGGCGUGGCGUGGGGGGUUUGUUGGCAGUGUACGAUGGCGGUAGCGCAGGAAGGUCAGAAACCAGAACACUUACCCUCCAUCACCUCUAUCAUUCUUCUGUUCCAGAUCCUCGGCGGCGCGUUCGGCAUCUCUAUCGCGCAGUGUGCGUUCAACAACACGAUGAUCCAAAAUGCCCUUUCGAAUUUGCCGGGAAUCGAUGCAAGUUUGUUGCUAGGCACGGGCGCAACGGAGAUCAGGAAAGUGUUUUCGGCACAGGAAAUCGAUGGGAUAGUGGAUGCGUAUAUUGCUGGGCUCCGGGUUGUCUGGGGACUCAUGGUCGGCUUUGCGGGUUCUGCCUUUGUCGUUGGCUUGAUGAGCCACUGGAGGAGGCUUUACCAGGAUCCGGAUUCGAAGCCCGCGACGCAGCACAUGGCCUAG